Molecule: messenger RNA, 926 nt
Organism: Brachypodium distachyon (stiff brome)
Lineage: Eukaryota; Viridiplantae; Streptophyta; Magnoliopsida; Poales; Poaceae
Exons: 1
Coding region: 334-735 (133 amino acids)
Source: RefSeq, a predicted model, not a curated record
UGCAAUCCUGCUACAGACAAGUGGGCUGCCUUGCCGGACUCUCACCAGGCGGCGGGCCUGAGCGCAGCUCUUUACCCUGAGGAAUCCAUCGUGCGCUUGGGCUUCGACCCGGUCGUGUCGCCGCAUUUCCAUGUGUUUGUAUUGGAGGACAAGCAACAUAUCUGGGACUCUUACCUCGCCACAAGGAGUUCGGUGUAUUCCUCUGAAAUCAGAGUGGCCAGAGUGGCAGUUUACUCGUCCAAGUCCGAAGGAUGGGUUCAUAAGCACAAGACUUGGGACACGUAUAUCAGCGUCACCGAACGUCAGUCAUCAACUGUCUUUCUCAAUGGCAAGAUGCACUUCCACGCCUAUGACCGUGAGCAAUCCUCCUUUUGUCUAGCUGCAGUGGACACCGAUGCGGAAACAUGGACCAACUUCGCUGUCCCCGGUGGUAUGAUUGAGGGUUUUAUUCGGCUGUCGCAGGGCUGCUUGCAUUAUGCCAAUUUACACAGAGGCGAAGAUGGUUUCUCCGACCGACUAGCAGUUUAUGUUCUCCAAGACUAUGAAAAGAAGGAAUGGAUAUUGAAGCAUAGAGUUGAUACUUUCGACCUAACCAAAAGUAAACAUGUUGUCUCUGAUGGAGGCUUUGAUUGGAUUGUGAUUCACCCGCAAUAUAACUUGAUCUACUUCACUCUGGGGUGGGAUUCCACAUUCAUCUGCUAUGAUAUGGAUCGUGCAAGUGAUCUGCGAUCUUGAAGAGUGCAAGAAGCCGUACCUGCCAUAUGUGCCGUUGUACGCAGAGUUACCAUCAUUGCCCAUGUGACAUCAAUAUGAGACUGCUUGUGCCUUUAUAAGUUGGGAAAAGGAAGAGUGAAUUCCCUUUUUUUUCCCCAAGUUUGUUUGUUUUGACACAAAUUAUCCAAUUUAACAAAAUUUCUCUUUGUUUA